Messenger RNA from Penicillium salamii, 3075 nucleotides. The record is from the annotation of a GenBank genome assembly. Lineage: Eukaryota; Fungi; Ascomycota; Eurotiomycetes; Eurotiales; Aspergillaceae.
AUGCACAAGAUAUCCAACUUUACGGGGCAGGCCCGUCAUGGUUGGGAACGAAUGACGCCGACUUUCGGGAUGUCCAGACCUCACACCGAUAUGGCCUUUCGCCGACCACACGGGGCACCGCCCAUGACACCGCCGACGAGCAUCGACCCGACCGUCAAUCUGUCUUUUAACGUCCCAUUCUCAUCUACCCUCGCGGGGCCCGAUGUCGAGGACGUGCUGCACGCGAGUCCCGGCGCCCUGCAACGCUGGACCUUUCCUGAAGGAACCCCAGACGGCACUUCGGUUCAUCAACUCCCCGUCCACACGAACAACGUCGAAGGAUUGCAAGCGUUAUGCCGGAAGAUCACGGAGGAAAAAGGUGGACGGGUGGAAGCUACGCUCACGACCUCCGAGGCCAAGGCAGUGCCAUCCCUCCAACGCCGCCCAAAUGGCUUGGUCACCAACGUCUGUGUCACUGGAGAUGGAGAGAUGGCACGCAAGAUGCGAGCGAAAAUCUUGAACGAAACACCGAUCAUGUUGCGAUGUGCGACCGUCGAUGUUGAUAUGCAUCUCAUCAUGGAUGCUUCGCCCAAGGGAAUUCGAGCCAGUGUGCUCGAGCACCUCGAUACAUUGGCUGCCUACACCGGAGCCGAUAUAUUCUUGCUCACCCCGAAGCUCCACGAUGCAGACAGCGCAGUGGUGUCAUCCUAUGGCUACGCCUCGGAUAACGGUCUGGACCAGCGAUUCCGAGUGGCUAUCUAUGGCGACCUGGAGAGCUCGGAGCAUGCGAAAACCAGAGUUCUCAUCAUGAUCGACCAAAUUCUCAAACGCCACGUGGACGCCAUCAAGCUCGACUCGACCAUGCACACCUUGGUCUGUGGUCGGACUCGCAAGAACAUCAAGCUCAUCGAGGCUGCUACCGGCACCGCCAUCUAUUUCCCCCCUCCUUUCCCUCAGAUUUUCGGAUAUAUACCCCCCGGUGCGAAUCGUCGAAGCGAGGAUGAAGUGUACAUUACCGGCGAGACACCUGAGCAGAUUGCUCGUGCGAAGCAGAAGCUGCGCGAGCUGGUGAUGGGAGUGAAGAUUUUCGUUAAGGAUGUGGUUGUGAGCUCAAGCAAGAUCGACAACAUCUUGCUUGACCGUCUGGACAAAGUGCGGAAGGUCAUGGAGAUGAACGGGUCCUACGUUCUGUUCCCCCAGCUGGGCAGCCAACGCGGCCUGGUUCGGAUCCAAGGCACCGAGGUGUUGCAUGUUGAACGGACCGUGAGGGAGAUCAUGGCCUUGGCCGGUCAAUUCUACAGUGCCUCUUGGUGGAUUAUCAUGCCCGACCCCGCUCAGGGUGGUCUUCGUGCCCCCUCUACUGCCGACAUUCGCUCCAUGCUCUCGGAUAUCUGCACCAACUCGGAAGCCGAGGUCAGCUUCGACAACCUGACCUUCACGAUCAACGGUUCCGAUGAUGCCGUCAAGGCCGCCAUGACAGUCAUCAACCAGAUUCCUUUCGUUAUGCGAAGCCAAUACCAGAUGCGCGUCAAGAUCGAGCUGGCAAACGAGCACAAGGAGUUUGUGAGCGGCAAGAAGAACGGCAAGAUCAACAAGAUCAUGGGUCAGAGCAACGUUCAAAUCAUCUUUGACGGCUUCAACGAAUACAACUUUUAUAUUGACGUCUGUGGCAACCAGUACGAAUCGACCAAGAACGGUCUCGAUCUUGUUGAGCAAGAGAUGCCCGCCUCGAUCUCGUUCCAUGUGCCGGAUCAGUACCACAAGCGGAUUAUUGGAAUUGGUGGACAACACAUUCAACGUAUCAUGAAGAAGUACUCUGUCUUCGUGAAGUUCUCCAACGCCAUGGAUCGUGGUGGUAUGGGCAAGGAAGACGACGACAUCAAGGUUGACAACGUCAUCUGUCGGACUCCUGCCCGCAACGCUCAGAGUCUGGACCUGGUGAAGCAGGAGAUCAUGGACAUGGUCGAGAAAGUGGUAAGUUCCAUAUCGCCGACAGCGCCUACAGUCACAAGACUGACCACAUUGCAGGAUGCCGAGUACGUAUCUGAGCGGGUUGUCAUCAACCGCUUGUAUCACCGUGAGCUGUUGGCCCGUAUGACCGAGAUCGACGAGCUGGAGAAGAAAUGGAACUGCAAGAUCGAGUUCCCUAGCACGGAGCUCGCAAGCGAUGUUGUUACCAUCUCCGGUCCCGAGUACCAGGUUCCUCAAGCAGUGGAUGCACUACUUGGAAUGGUCCCGGAGAGCCACGAGCUUCACUUCCAGAGCUCUGUGGAGCUCCAGGACUACUUCAAGUGUCCUGACUUCCUUGCUGAUGUUCGCACCAAGCUCAAAGAGCAGUACGAGGUCGAUAUCAACGUUGACGUUGGUACCGACCUUCCUACUACCGCGGAAGAGGGGUCCGGUUCCUCCUCUCCUACUUUGGGACCCGAAGACCGUGUUGUACUCGGCUACACGCGCAACAACGCCGGUGGAUUGAAGGAUGCGAUUGACUUCCUGAUUUCCCGCCUUGUUGCGCACGGCCUGGACGCCAACACUGUCAAGGGAGCGAUCCCUCGUCCCAAAUCGGAUUCUUUCGAGGAGUCCUUGCCCUUCUUCGAUUCGAAGUUGUUGCAACACGCCCCUGCACCACUUUCCACCGACUCGCCCACCCGGCCCAAUUUCUCCGACGAAACCAGUGAGCGGGGCUCUAUUUUCGAGCGCCUCCGCAAGCCCGGCAGCAUUUCGUCUUUCUCCUCGUUCAUCGGCCGCAAGAACCACUCUGCCUCGCCGGGGUCGUUCUUCAAGCAUGCUUCGAGCAACGCCUCCAAGGCCUCACUUGUCUCCAUGGAGUCGCGUGAUAGCGGCUACCGCAACCCAUGGAAUGAUUCUGGCGUGAAUCUCCCCGAGGACGAUGGGCCUGUCCUCGGUAGUUCACACAGCCACAAGAGCAGUACCAGCAAUGGCUGGCCCACGCGUUUCGACGCCAAGUUUCCCUUCGGCACCGCGCCUGGUGACAUGACGCCCAAGCAUGACCCGCGCACCUCUUUUGACAGUGGUCGUCCUAGCACUUCCAAUUCUACUUCUGGAUACCCGGCCCCAAUUGGGCCACCGCGUUAA